This is a messenger RNA of Bradysia coprophila, 1280 nucleotides long. RefSeq names its product galactose mutarotase-like. The record is from RefSeq and is a predicted model, not a curated record. Gene Ontology annotation, biological process: glucose metabolic process; beta-D-galactose catabolic process via UDP-galactose, Leloir pathway. Lineage: Eukaryota; Metazoa; Arthropoda; Insecta; Diptera; Sciaridae. Gene Ontology annotation, molecular function: carbohydrate binding; aldose 1-epimerase activity.
UCAUCAAAACAGUUCAGUUGUUGUUCGCGUUGUUUACGUGUACAGCUUUGCAUAUACGAUCCAAGUGAUAGAAAAUUUGAUUGCUUUUGCUCGUAAUAAAAUGGUGCAAAUUGUUGAAGAUGAAUUUGGACGCACUAGUCAACCGUCUAAGUCCGAGACAGAAAUCGUCAGGAGAUUCACCUUUUCCAAUCUAAACGGCGUAACCGUUCAGGUCAUCACUUAUGGAGCAACAAUUACAACCGUCAAUAUUCCUGAUCGAAAUGGAGUGUUCGCAGACAUUGCUCUCGGUUUCGAUAAUAUGACUGGAUACCUCACUUCAACGAAUCCAUAUUUUGGAGCUACAAUCGGAAGGGUCUGCAAUCGCAUCGGUCAAGCCAAAUUCAGUUUGAACGGAUCCGAAUAUCGUUUGGCUAAAAAUAAUGGCGAGAACACUUUGCAUGGCGGUUUUAUUGGCUUUGAUAAAUUUAACUGGUCGGCUUUUAUCGACGGUGAUAAGGUCAUUAUGAGCCAUGUGAGUGAUGAUGGCUAUGAAGGAUACCCAGGAACUGUGUUGACAUCCGUCACUUUCCAACUAACCGAAGAUAAUGACUUUAAAGUGUCGUUCAUUGCUACCAGUUCCAAACCAACGCCCAUCAAUUUAACGAAUCAUUCCUACUUCAAUUUAGCAGGACAUGGUGCUGGACAUCAAGGACUUUACAAUCAUUUUGUUGCUCUAAACGCUGAUAAAUAUACGGUAACUGAUGCUGCAUCCAUACCAACUGGAGAAAUAAGGAACGUUUCCGGUACUCCAUUCGAUCUUAGAGUUCGUCAAAAUUUGGGUAAAGCUCUUGCCAAUUUACCUGAGGUAGGAUUUGACGAUAAUUAUUGCGUUGCAAAGGCUACGGAGCAGAAACUUACAUUCGUUGCUGGUGUAUCACAUGAACAGUCAGGAAGGACUAUGGAAAUUUAUAGCGAUCAGCCGGGUGUUCAAUUUUACACUGGUAAUUUCAUGCCCGAUCCAGACAAUAAAAUUUAUCCGAGUGGCAAGACACCAGCAUCAACAGCUCCGAACGGUGGUAAGCCAUUGAAUGGAAAGGGUGGAGUUCAAUAUUAUAAACACGGUGGAUUCGCGCUAGAGACCCAAAUUUAUCCAGAUGCAGUGAAUCAUAAAAACUUCCCGAGUGUAAUUGUGAAUCCUGGUGAUGUCUACAAACAUGAAGUUAUUUACCGAUUCGGAGUUGAACCGAUCAUUGAAAUUGUGCGCCAAAAGUGAUGAAAUCUUUAUUGUAUCGAUGGUGUAU